Molecule: messenger RNA, 2145 nt
Organism: Paraglomus occultum
Lineage: Eukaryota; Fungi; Glomeromycota; Glomeromycetes; Paraglomerales; Paraglomeraceae
Source: the annotation of a GenBank genome assembly
AUGUACUCCCACCGAAACCACUCUGAAAGUCUUCUCACUCAGCCAUUUCAUCCUCCGGCUGAUGAGCUUGUCGACCAGGGGUUUAUACAAGACCAACUACAACAGCAACCCCCUUAUGGCCAAGAGCAAUUAGAUGAUAUCAAUUUCAACACGUCCCAGCUAAUGCUCUCCUCCAAUGCUUUCGCGCUACAGGCAUUGGAUGGUAGUAUGCCGCAGAGUGCUCUACCUGCUGAAUGGCCACUUUACUCGGACGCAUUAACCGGAAUGGCCGAUGCCACUGUUUAUGAUGCCGACUUGAUGACUGAUAAUCAAAUGAUCAGCGACCCUUCCUGGCAGCUCAUAUCAUCGCAGCAGACCUCUCAGCUCGCUGAAUCGCCAACUCCAUCUCUUUCAAACAAUCCAAACAUGAUCGUCAAUGACCAACUGCCCAGAGCUCAGACCCCGGGUCCACAUCCCAGGAUAAACGCACCCCAUUACUUGCACAUGCGUCGUCGCAGUCUUUCAGCAGACAACAUACAUGCGCUGGCAAAAUACCAGGCGAGAAAGACCGCAUUUGGGAAUCAGCAGCAAUCGACAGGCCAAUUUGACCGUUCUCAGUUUGCGCGUACUCAAACUGUAGCCGAAGUUAUUGAGACUGAAGAUCAAUUACAGUCUCAUGGCAUAAAAUUGGAACAGCAAGCUGCCUUUUCAGCCAAUAUGGUCAUCGACCCUCAGAUUACCAGCAAUGGCAAUUGUCAAGCUAACGAUAACGAACAACAACCAUUGUCGUCAAACAGUCCUCAUACGUCAAACCCUUCCACACCAGACGAGCAAAUCAAACACGCACAAAAGCAGUCAGAAUACAAGUUCAAAAUCAGAUUGGAUAAGAAGCCCCAGAAAAUGCCCAAUAUCCAUGUUGCAGCAACAACCCCAAAUAUCCUCUCCGCUGCUCAAUCAAGGAUCAUGAUGCCAAGCGUUAUCAGUGCUCUAUCCAGUGGAAUGGAAUUGGGCUCUUCCAUUUCUACUCCAAGUACUCCGACAUUCUCACCUGAUAACGGAUCUCAUGUAGACAACAAGCCGUCGGCUCCUCCUCGGCGUGGUCAUACACGCAAGAGAUCCCUUUCUGCACCACAAGCGUUUAAUCCCCAGGGGAUACCCGGCGCUAUGCCUCUUCAAAGUGUCCAGCCGUUUCCAUUCAAUGUCUCGCCGACUCCCCGUAGAAUUAAUGCCUUGCCUAUUCAAAUUGCAAGGACUCACAAAAAUAGUUAUAACAGCACACCAAUGUCGUCGGAAGAAUAUCAGAGGAAAUUGGACGAAGAGUUGGAAAAGGUUGAUUUUGAGGAUAUUACUGUGAGCGAAUUGAAAGACAUGUUACGUCAAAGGGGUAAACCCGCAACUGGAAAGAAGGCAGUUUUGAUGCAAAGGUUGCAAGAAGAAAUGGAUCAUCUAAAGGCUAAACAAAAUCAACAGCAACAAAAUAAACAGAAUCAUCAAAAUUCACAAAAUCAACCGAAUCAGCAGCAGCAGGCAGUCAAGCCUAAACCCCAACAGCUUGGCAACACUGGUAAUAUCAACUUGACUAAUGGUCAAUUUGGUCAAAUGAUUUCGUCCCCAACAUCGCCGUCUGGCAUAUCACUUCAGCACAGCCUGGGUAAUCUCCACAUUUCUAGCCCGCCGGCUCAUUCUCGACGCUACAGCCCGUACACCAGCGUUAGCAUUCCGAACAGUCCUAGGAUGCAUCCGAACCGAGCGUCAGCUGGAUUUAACGGUGGAAGCUUUCCAUUUAACGAGGACUGGCAGUUCAACAAUGCAGCUAUCCCCAGUCCCGGUUUUGUAGGUCAAGCAAAUACGCCAAUGGAUGAACAAGCUGUUUUCAUGCUUAUGAUGGACAAUCAACAAACAUCGCCCCAACAAGACUAUUUUGGUCCACAAGAGCCAUCCUCCGCUCCCGCUACCACCACAGAAUUCGAUCCAUAUCAAACGCCAUCUUCAGCACCUGCCACUACUACGGAAUUUGAAGGAUUUCAACAGUCUGCGCAAUCUGCACAGACUGUAAACAGGGAAUUUGUUGAUCCUUUGUAUAUGAAUAUGGAUGUACCCAUUGGUAUGAUGGAUGUUAAUUAUAAUGAUGAUAGAAUUUUCUACCAAAAAUUUUACGGUCAAUAA